AUGGAACCCGACUACAUUCGUUUGUUUGGAAGCAUGCCAAGGACCCUGUUGACAAAGAAUCCCAGUUUAGUUUGUUCCAACUUCUGCGGUUUAUCACACGCUAGUAUAUUUGACAAUUCAAGUCCUUUCACUUUCAUGCUCCCGCUUUUGAUGCUCCAAUUGGCCUUUGCCUCCGCCGCCAUCCUUCUUACCUUUUCUCUCCUUCGGCGUCUUGGCGUGCCCCUCAUGUUCGCUCAAAUCCUAGGUGGAAUACAGGUGGGGCCAUCAAUGCUGUCCAUGAUUCCAGGGUUUCCCAACACCAUAUUUCCCAUAAGAAUGCCUAUGAUACUAACCAUGGCCACUGCCCUCGUGUGGAUGCAAUUCGAAGAUCCGAUUGACAAGAGGAUCAAUCGCCUUCUGGAGAUAGCCAAGGCGGAAUCCAUGGUUUCUUAUUCCAUGGUAACAUACUACAUUUCCGAGCUCAGGGUUAUAAAUUCAGAAGUUGGCAGAGUGGCAGUAUGUUCUUCAAUGGUUAGUACGUUGUGCAGUCUGUGUGUGAUUACGUCUAACUUGCUAUGGACCCAUUCGGAAGACGACGUGUUGCUCUUCUUCGAAUUGAUUUGUUGUAUCGUCAUCUUUGCAACUCUAGUCUGUUGUACUCUUGGCCCUAUACUUCUUUGGGAGAUGAAGCAGACAUUGGGUGGACAACCUUUGAAACAAGGCAACUUAGUUGUGCUAUUUGUAGCAGUGCUGAUGUCUGGGUUUUGGGCACGUAGUUUCGGCUUAGAUAUUUAUUUUGGUCCCUAUUUAUUUGGGUUGUUGAUACCGUCAGGGCCUCCACUAGGGUCAGCGCUUGUAGAGAAGCUUGAUGUGAUAAACAAUUGGAUGCUGCUGCCAAUAUUUUUUGUGAAAUUUGGGCUCCCAUUAGACAUCUUUGCUAUUAGAUUUAAAAUUUACUUCAAAGUUCAGUUCUAUUCCCUGUUGGGUGCAUUUGGGAAGUUCUUAGGAGCCUCCCUGAGUGCAGUCAGCUGCCAAGUGCCGCAGAGAGAUGCUAUUUCUCUUGGUUUUUUCAUGACUUUUCAAGGCAUCUUCGAGCUUGUAUUGAGGCACCGGGGUUACAUUGGAAGAACUGUGUUGCAGUCAAGACCAAACUCCCGAUUAAGAGUCCUAGUCUGCAUUCAUGAGGAACAAAAUGUUCCAUCUGCCAUUAACCUCCUUGCCACCUUAAGUCCCGGCAAGCAGAGCCCGAUUGUUGUUUACAUGCUUCACAUGAUUGAGAUAAUUGGGGCUGCAUCGCCGCUCCUCAUUUCACAUAGGAAGACCAGAAGGGUCUCUCCCAAGACAAGGGGCUCAGGGCCUGUUAUCAACGCCUUCAAAAACUUCGAGGAAACCCAUGCAGGUCUUGUCUCCGUUUCCCCCUUCAUUUAA
Molecule: messenger RNA, 1407 nt
Organism: Hibiscus syriacus
Lineage: Eukaryota; Viridiplantae; Streptophyta; Magnoliopsida; Malvales; Malvaceae
Product: cation/H(+) antiporter 15-like
Exons: 4
Coding region: 1-1407 (468 amino acids)
Biological process (GO): regulation of pH; proton transmembrane transport
Cellular component (GO): endomembrane system; membrane
Molecular function (GO): antiporter activity
Source: RefSeq, a predicted model, not a curated record